AUGAGUCCUGGCGCUCCUAAUGGUGAGCCUGUCGUUGGCAGCGAUGGAUCGCGAAAAAAGGGCAAGGCGACACCCGAUACACUCGUGGUCGGGUGCAUUGCCAUGGUGGAGAAGAAUGGCCUCCCUCGACGCGCAGAAAUCCUAGGCAUCAAGGAUACAAAGAGCGGCCGCCAGUGUUACUGCAAUUUUGACAACUUCAACAAGCGACUUGACGAAUGGGUCCCUCUCUCUAGGAUCGACUUUGAGCAAGACGUCGAGUGGCCAAAUCCGGACAAAGACAAGCCCAAGGACGGCAAGACCAAGAAGGGGGCAGUGGCACCGUCCAAGAAAGCACAGCCUGGGAAGAGACCACAGAAACGACCUCCACCAGGGAAGCGGGAGCAGUCGAUCACUUCAGAAGCCCAGACGCCGCACCCAUGGACCGACUUUGUCGACUCCCAGUCGCAAACGCAGAAGGGCACUCCAACUGGGGACGACGGCCCCGAGGUGGCCACCCCGAUCCAGGAUGGCGCCGCUACGCCCGCGGCCGGAGAUGAGAUGGACGUCGACGGCGAUGAGACGCCAAAACCCGACUCGUUCAGUCGAGAGGAUGAGAUCGAAAAGCUGCGUACCUCGGGUUCCAUGACACAGAAUCCGACCGAGAUCGCCCGCAUCAGAAACAUUUCGACGGUUCAAUUUGGCCAACACGACCUUUUCCCCUGGUAUUUCUCGCCCUAUCCGGAGGUUUUCACUCAGGAAGAUAUUAUUUAUAUCUGCGAGUUCUGCCUCAACUACUACGGCAAUCUCACCAGCUUUAAACGGCACCGUCACAAGUGCACGCUGCAACAUCCGCCCGGAAACGAGAUUUACAGGGACGAUUGGGUGUCGUUCUGGGAGAUUGAUGGGCGGAGGCAGCGGACCUGGUGCAGGAAUCUCUGUCUGCUAUCGAAGAUGUUCCUCGACCACAAGACCCUUUACUACGACGUGGAUCCCUUUCUGUUCUACGUCAUGACGAGGCGGACCGACAAGGGCUGUCAUCUCGUCGGCUAUUUUUCCAAAGAGAAGGAGAGUGCGGAUGGCUACAAUGUGGCCUGUAUUCUGACCUUGCCUCAGUACCAACGCAAAGGUUAUGGCCGGCUGUUGAUCCAGUUCUCUUACGAGCUAUCGAAGAUCGAGGGCAAGCUAGGAUCGCCUGAGAAACCCCUCUCUGAUUUGGGUCUCCUCAGUUACCGACAAUACUGGAUUGAAAACAUCGUGGAUAUGCUGCUCGAGUACCACGAUAAAGACGAUAGGUGCAGCAUAGAGCAGAUCUCUUCAGCCCUCGCCAUGACGACUCAGGACGUCGAGCACACGCUCCAGGCAUACAAGAUGCAAGUUUACCACAAGGGCGAGCACAAGAUUGUCGUGCCCAACAGUCAAAUGGAGGCGCACAACAAACGGUUGGAGAAGAGGAAGAAGCUGCUAUGGAGAGAGAUCAAGCCGGAUUUGAUCCAAUGGAAGCCGCCUGUGUUCACAGCUUCGAACAGGACAUGGGGCUGGUAG
Molecule: messenger RNA, 1521 nt
Organism: Diaporthe citri
Lineage: Eukaryota; Fungi; Ascomycota; Sordariomycetes; Diaporthales; Diaporthaceae
Exons: 2
Coding region: 1-1521 (506 amino acids)
Biological process (GO): regulation of DNA-templated transcription
Molecular function (GO): histone acetyltransferase activity
Source: RefSeq, a predicted model, not a curated record